Penicillium atrosanguineum is the source of this 1332-nucleotide messenger RNA. RefSeq names its product FAD-dependent oxidoreductase. Gene Ontology annotation, molecular function: FAD binding; monooxygenase activity. The record is from RefSeq and is a predicted model, not a curated record. Bases 1 to 1332 code for a protein of 443 amino acids. Lineage: Eukaryota; Fungi; Ascomycota; Eurotiomycetes; Eurotiales; Aspergillaceae. The transcript has 3 exons. Gene Ontology annotation, biological process: secondary metabolite biosynthetic process.
AUGCGCAUUAUCAUUGUUGGCGCAGGCAUAGCAGGGCUCUCCCUUGCUAUUGCCCUCGCGCAGAACAAUCACAAAGUGUUAGUCCUUGACUCCGCAUCGCAGUUAGCCGAGAUAGGUGCGGGUGUCCAGAUGACCCCACAGGCUGUCAAGUACUUCUUUCGAUGGGGUCUCAAAGAAGAUAUAAUGGCGCAUUGUAUCAUGCCCGAGAAAAUAAAUAUCAAGGAUAAGGAUGGAAGCAUGCUAGGAGCGAUGCAGAUGGAUAAGAUGGAGAAGUUGUACGGUGCGCCGUACAUUGUUGUUCACAGAGCUGCACUACAUGAUAUCCUCCACCGCCAUGCUGUCCACGCCGGCGCCGAACUCCUGUUAGAUAAAAAGGUUAUUCGAUACGAAUUUGAGAAUGGCGCAGUCGAGGUAAAGAGUGGGAAGCGACUUGAGGCGGAUCUUGUUAUUGCCGCAGAUGGAAUUAACUCCUUUGCUCGCUCUCAGCUCCUGAUGUCUUCGGAUCCGGGAUCUCAGCCCACCGGAUGGGCGGCUCUGAGAAUGAUGGCCGAAGUGUCCAAGAUUCAACAGAAUCCCGCGACAGCAGAUCUGGUCAACCUCAAGUCGUACAAUUCUAACUUCUGGAUCGCACCGGAUAGGUCAUGCAUGACAUAUCUGAUCAAAGAUGCUUCGAUGCUGAACAUAGUCCUAUCCCACCGCGACGACAUUGACAUGUCCAAACUGAGCUACGAAGAUCACAAGAAAGUCGUAGACGAUCUCUUUGGCGACUUUGAACAGCCUGUUCAGCAACUCCUCAAUCUCGCACUUCCAAAUAUCGUGAAUUAUCCAGUUUACGCAGUCCCACCUCUUCCCCAUUGGACACAUUCAUCUGGUCGCUUCACACUACUCGGCGACGCUGCGCACGCUAUGGCAUUUUACAUGUCUAUGGGCGUGAGUCUCGCCGUUGAAGAUGCCGUUUCGCUAGCAACAAUCCUCAGCCUGACGUGUCCCGAUUCUAGAACGGUGCCAGAAGCAAAAAGUCUGAAAAAUGCACUAACCGUGUUUGAAGAGGUUCGGAAACGCAGAGCUGUAAAUGUGCAGAGAGCAAGUCUUCGGGCGGGUGAUUCAUUCCACGUGCCUGACGGCAAGGAGCGGGAAGCGAUGUAUGAGCUGAUGCGGCAUACAAACGAGGACUUCGAUGUAGCAAAAGAACCUCUUGAUUCCACCAGUCAAGAGCGCGAUGAGAUCAAUCGAGCGGUUGGUGGAAUUGGGAAUAAGAAGACUCGCGAUUGGUGUUAUGGUUAUGAUGCCGUUGGGGACGUGAUGGCUGCGUACCAGGCAAAGCUAGAGUAA